Diabrotica virgifera virgifera (western corn rootworm) is the source of this 5188-nucleotide messenger RNA. RefSeq lists its product as uncharacterized. Gene Ontology annotation, cellular component: cytoplasm; IkappaB kinase complex. Gene Ontology annotation, molecular function: IkappaB kinase activity; ATP binding. The transcript has a single exon. Gene Ontology annotation, biological process: positive regulation of transcription by RNA polymerase II; tumor necrosis factor-mediated signaling pathway; peptidyl-serine phosphorylation. Bases 381 to 2504 code for a protein of 707 amino acids. The record is from RefSeq and is a predicted model, not a curated record. NCBI's taxonomy places the organism in Eukaryota, Metazoa, Arthropoda, Insecta, Coleoptera, Chrysomelidae.
AUGGUAAUAAUGAUGAGUCACAAUCUAAUGUUUUAACAAUUCUCUUACGUCAAAAAUUUUGACCUACGUAAUAUCGCUUUUGUAGUAAAAAUACUUUAUAGAAAUGUAGAUAACAAGCACAGAUAACAUUGGCCACACAGAUUACAGAAAAAAUAACCACAACACAAACCACACACAAAUGACAAAUAAAUAAAAACAAAACAAUCUGCUGAGAUAGCAAAAUAUAAGAAUCCUAAAAUUAAACUUGCUCUAAUAUUUUUUGAAUAGCAUGGGGUAUUUAUAUAUUGUGAUAGUAUAGUGAUUUAUUGAGAGAAGACAAUCAAGCUUAGAAAAGUCCAUGCAUCCCAAUUAUGUAAUGUUAAAUUUGGAAAACCAUUAAGAUGCAAGUAGGAAUCUGGAAAAAAAUAGCAGAUCUUGGAUCAGGUGCCUUCGGUGUGGUUUCCUUAUGGCAAAAUACAGAAAAUGACGAGUACACUGCAAUAAAAAUGUGCAAAUUCAAAGCAGAUUCCAGUUUAACACCAAGGCAAAAAGAGCGUUGGAAAAAUGAAGUAGAUAAAAUCAAAAUUAUCAAUCAUCCAAAUAUAAUAAAAUACAAACCUAUUCCAGAAGAUUUGGAGGAACAUUUAAUGGCAAAUAGCACUACCAGCAUGCCAUUACUUCCCAUGGAGUACUGCCGAAAGGGAAAUCUGCGUCACAUCCUACAGAGACCUUGUAAUAGCUCAGGAUUACAGGAGGAGGACGUGAGGUGUAUUCUUGGUGACAUUUCUAGUGGUCUUGCACAUUUGCAUAAGCUUAAAGUUACCCAUAGAGACAUUAAGCCGGAUAAUAUCGUUUUAGAACAUUGCGAAGAAAGAAAAACGAAGACUAUUUAUAAGAUUAUUGAUCUUGGUUAUGCGAAGGAAUUGGGCGACUCGACAGUAAGUUUUGUUGGUACUCUACAUUAUUUAGCUCCAGAAAUUUUCGAAGCUAAGAGUUAUAAUAGUAGUGUUGAUUAUUGGUCUAUGGGUAUACUAACGUUUGAAAUUAUUUGUGGAUUUUUACCUUUUUUAGCGAAUCUUACACCUUUUGAGAGGUUUGAAAAAAUUCGCAAGAAAGAAUAUGAUGACAUUUGUAUACACGUGAACUAUUCAGGUCAAAUUAUUUAUUCACAGGAAAUUAAAAAAGAAACUUAUAUUUCACCGUGGUUGAAAGAACAUUUAGAAACCUGGCUAAGGCAUGUUCUUACUUACGACCAAAAUGUUAGAGCUGAGAAUUUUCCAGAAAAUGUCGAACCAUUGCAAUACUUAACCAAUAUUUUACAGAAAAAAAUAGUUCAUGUUUUUUCGUUGUGUAAAUUAGAAUAUUAUUCGUAUGAAAUAAUCGAAGGUUCUCUUGUAGGUACCCUAAAAGACUGGAUUUCUAGAGAUAUUAAAGUUCCUAAAGACGAACUUUUGUUAUUUAUAUCUAAAGAUAAUUUUAACAUCCAAGAUAACGAUGAAUUGCUGAAUAUUAUCGGUAAUGAGUACGUAUAUGUAACUAGAAAACAUUUUUUACCGGAAAGUCUUAACUAUAAGUUUCCGAAGCUUAUAAGAGAAGUAAUGGGCUCACCUCAAAAAUUUAACAAAAACUUCUUACGAGGAUUAAUAUCACAAUUUGUAUUCUUCGUUACGCAAGAAAAGCAAAUAGCAUUUCACUUUAGAACAUGUUUCCAUGUAUAUCUCAAUUUCCUAAAUCAUAUUUUAAACACCAUCAAAAGUUCAAAAUCCUCCGCAUCGGAGACAGUAAAACAAUUGGUUACUAGAAUUGACUGCUACAACAAAAUGAAAGCUGAUGUUGGAAAUAUCGAUUUAAAAAACAAUUCUGUCUACGAGGAAUGUUUAAAUCAUGCUCAGAGGCUUGUCGCAGGCUCAGAAAGAAGUAUUACUAAUUUUAGCGAACUAGAGAGAAAGAUACACUGUGUAAGUAGAAGACUGAAGGUUCUCUCAACUUUAACAUCAAAUAUUAUAGACAUUGUUAGUAAGUACAACCUAGACGAGCAAUUUGACAAAGCAUUAAUUUUAAUCGACAAAGCAAAAAUAAACGAUCCGAAUAAACAUAAAGAACUUCUUUCUGGUAUGAGAGAUAUAAUAUCCAAUACGAUUAGAGUUAAAGAAAUUACUUUUAAAAAUAAACAGUUGGUAGCAUUUUCGACUAUCGUAGGUAAUAUUAUGUGCCAUUGUUUCGAGUUAUUAAACUGGAUUAAAAUUUACAUCACUUAUAAUGAAGAGAUAAUGAAGUCAUUCGAGCAAAACAAAAUUAUUUAUUUAGAUAUUCUUCUAAAGGCUGCUCAGAAGCCUAAGGUAGAAUCAGAAGGUGCUGCGUCUGAUAACGUAUCCUUAACUGAUAGUUUAAAUCAAGAAUUGCUUAGUCUUCCGUUGCCAUCUUUAUUGCACGAAAAUCAAGAGCUUCGAUAUGAAUUUGAGGAGGCAUUAUCUUCUGGCAUUUCUGGUCAUAAAAAUUCUGUGAAGUGUUUAAAGUUAUUAUAAACAAAUGUGAUUGUUUUUUGUGAUUUUUUAUUUAGUCCAUUCUCUCACAGUAAAAUAUUGUAAAAACUCAAAAUUUUAAAGAACCUUUUGGAUUGACAUGAAAUUUGGCAUAUACAUAGAUAAUAAUAUAUCAAAGAAAAAAAAGUAAUAUUGUGCCAAUGUGUUAUUUUACACUGGGAGUGACAUUCACCCCUUCUUGGGGGUGAAAAAACAUGUUAAAAAUAGAUAAACUGACUAAUUCUAAGCAACUUUUGUUCAGUAGGGUUUUUUCACUAUGUCGAUACGUUUUGAGUUAUUUGCGAGUAAAUAUGUUUUUUGCGACCAAUAAGAAAUAAAUAAAUAAAUAAACCAAUAUACAGGGUGUUCAGAAACUCUACCGACAAACGAAGACAGGAGAUUCCUCAGAUAAUUUUAAGACAAUUUAACCAAAUUCACCUAGUCCGAAAAUGCUUCCUAAGGGAGCUAGAGCUCUUUGAAGAUGGCAUCUUGUAAUUAGUUUUUCUUAAAUACCUCCAGAACGCUUCUAGUUACAAAAACUAAAAUUGGUACACAUAUUUAUCUUCCAUGGGGAAAAAUCGAUUCCAUCCAUUGUGAAUUUCUAGUACCAGUCAUAGGCAUCCGGUUUGGGUGGGGUAACAGUUAUUUAUCAUAUAACUUUUUUGUCUUUAACUUUUAAGCAUUUUUGAUACUGGAUUUUUAAAUUGUUAGGUAUUCUAGUACUUAAAGGUACUCUUGCUUUAAGUCGGUAGGACACACCAUUUUCUAGAAAAAUCGAUUUGAAUAUUUUGUGUUUCCUGAAUUUGAAAAAGAAUUUCAAAAAAUUUUCAAAAAAAAACGGUGUAUUUUACCAACUUAAAGCAAGAGUAACUUUUAGUGCUAGAAUACCUCAUAAUUUAAUAAUCCAUUGUAAAAAAUUCGUAAAACUUAAAGAAAAAAAGUUAUGCGAUAAAAUAACUGUUGACCUACCCAAAACGGACGCAUAUCAUCGCUAGUAGAAAUUCGCAAUUAAUGAAAUCGAUUCAUAUCUGGAAUAUAAAUAAACGUACCAGGUUUCGUUUUUCUAAAUAGUUUUUUUUAUCUUUUUUUUUUGAUAUUUAAAAAACGAAAAAUUUUCAAAUCGAUUUUUCUAGAAAACGGUGUAUCCUAUCGACUUAAAGUAAGAGUACCUUUUAGUACUAUAAUACUUUACAUUUUAAAAAUCCAGACUCAAAAAUGUUUAAAAAUUAAAAACAAAAAAGUUAUAGGAUAAUAUAAUUCUUGCCCUAUCCCAAAUGGACGCCUAUGACUGGUACUAGAAAUUUGCAAUGGGUGGAAUCGAUUUAUCUCUGGAAGAUAAAUAUAUGUGUAUAAAUUUUCGUUUUUCUAAAUAGAAGCUUUCUGGAGAUAUAUAAGCAAAACUAACUACCAGACACCGUCUUCAAAUAGCUCUAGCUCCUUUAGAAAGCAUUUUCGGACUAGAUGAAUUGGGUUAAAUUGUCUUAAAAUUAUCUAAAAGGAAUAUCCUGUCUUCGUUUGUCUGUAGAGUUUCUGGACACACUGUAUAAGUAUAUGUACACCAUUUUUUCACUUUUUAUAAGCUAAAUUUUUGCCAGGAAUAUUUGUUUUUUGAUAAAAUACUUAGGUACUUUAUGAGUUAAUUGCGAAAAACCAUCUAAAAGCGGGGUAUUUUGUUGAAAAAUUAACAUAUUCACUCACAAAUAACUCGAAAAGUAUUGACUUAGUCAAAAAACGCUAGAGAAUAAAAGUUGCUUAGAAUUAGUCAGUUUAUCUAAUUUUGGACUUAUUUUGAACAUAUAUUUUUUCACCAUCGAGAAGGGGUGAAAGUCACCCCCAGGGCAGAAACACACAUCGGCACAAUAUCAUUUUUUUUCUGUGACAUGUUAGCUACGUGUAUACCUACCAAAUUUCAUGUCAAUCCAAGCGGCUUUUUAGUAUUAGCUAUGGAAUUUUUAAAAUAUUUUGAAAACCGUGAGUAAAUGGACUAUUAAGUAAAAAACGGAAGCUGUGUUACGGUGCUAUAUCAGUAUAUUUGUACUAAGUAUAAAAUGUUUGUAUAGAAUAUUGUCUUUAUCAAAGGGACUUUAUGUAAUAUCGUUUACAUGUAAAAUCCGCCUUAGAUUAGUUUAAUUCAAAUACACUGCGCUCCAGAGAAAACGGACCAUUCUCAUAAUUAAUAAAAAAUUAUCUUUUAAAAUGAUUUUAUCUACUUCGCUUGUUCUUUUUCACUUGGUCCGGGAGAAAAAGUUGUCUUUGUCUGAGAAAAUGAAAGUAAAUGUGCCUUAAUGUUUGUUAUUUUUAAUAUUAUGUAGAAUGAAUUAAAGUUAAAUUCGUCGUUUAAGAAACUCAACAUGUCUACAAAAGCAAAAUUGUGGAAAAGUACAAAAAACAUCUCAUAUCUACGGGGUUGUCGGAUUUCUCUUGAUUCAGAAAAAAUCCUCUAAUCUCUAGGUUCAUAUAAAAUGUUAAACAGGUUCAGGUUUCUCUUGAACCAUAUGACUCUAUAUCUAAGGUUAGUAAAAACGCGAAAAAUGUGAAAAUCAAAGUUUUUUUACAUGUCAGGUUUCCCAAAUUACUGAUUUAAUUAUUUCUUCCUUCAAAAUUGUAUUUUCUGUUAACUUUUAAAAUAAUUUGUUAAAACUCUGUUCAUUAGAUACUAUUUGAAUAAAGUUUACUUACAUACCAAA